Molecule: messenger RNA, 761 nt
Organism: Tarenaya hassleriana
Lineage: Eukaryota; Viridiplantae; Streptophyta; Magnoliopsida; Brassicales; Cleomaceae
Exons: 1
Coding region: 244-459 (71 amino acids)
Source: RefSeq, a predicted model, not a curated record
UCUCUCUCUCCUCUUACAUUCUGGAAGAUAUUGGCAGAAAAAAACAAGAUUUACCGUUUACGUACGCAGCUACGAUAAAGUUCCAGUCUUUGCCCAAGAAACGCUAAACCCGUCAAACCUUACCAAUGGUUUUGUGAGGAAAAGACCGGAACAAUACUCGUGUCUCUCUCUCUCUCUUUCUAUAUAGACCCGCCAAUCGUAUUAUUCUGCCAUUUGCCCCUAACAAGAGAGAGAGAGAGAGGAAUGGCAGAAGUGAUGGAGGCGUGGGUGGGAGAGCUGUCAAAGCUGGGAGAGAGGAUGAAACCCUGCAAGAGGCUGUUGAUGCAGAAGGCAAAGAAGGUGUCCAAACAACAACAACAACAACAACCAGAAGAAGCUGACAAGAGAGAGAAACAGGAAGCUACAACCAUGUCUGAAACCACUGUUUGUCUCCUCAUGGACCGUUUUGUGCCUUGGUGAUCAUCCUCCCCAACAACAAGCUUCCCUCUUUUUUCCUUCUCAAUUAUAUACGUCUAUAUAUAUAUGUAGGUACAUAUGUAUAUGAUUUAAUAUUCCCAAAUGAUCAGUUGUCAGCAAAUCUAAGAACCUUUCAAACUUUUUAGCAAGCUAGCUGCUGUAUAAUCCGUACCCUCCACGGGUUCUUUUGAACUCUGUUGCAGUUACAUUCAUGGUAUACAUGCAUUUGUGUACAUCAUGGAUAUAUAUCCCAAAAUUCCUGAAUUAAAAAAAAACGUGUAUAAACAAGAGAUUGAUUAAGUGUA